Molecule: messenger RNA, 4725 nt
Organism: Saccharomyces kudriavzevii IFO 1802
Lineage: Eukaryota; Fungi; Ascomycota; Saccharomycetes; Saccharomycetales; Saccharomycetaceae
Gene: MYO2
Product: myosin 2
Exons: 1
Coding region: 1-4725 (1574 amino acids)
Biological process (GO): vesicle transport along actin filament; actin filament organization
Cellular component (GO): actin cytoskeleton; myosin complex; cytoplasm
Molecular function (GO): actin filament binding; ATP binding; microfilament motor activity
Source: RefSeq, a predicted model, not a curated record
AUGUCGUUUGAAGUCGGUACACGAUGCUGGUAUCCCCACAAAGAGUUAGGUUGGAUUGGCGCAGAAGUUAUUAAGAAUGAGCUCAACGACGACAAUUAUCACUUAGAGUUGAAAUUGGAGGACGAUGAGGUCGUGUCCGUGGACACAAAGGACUUGAAUAACGAUAAGGACCAGUCUUUGCCGCUACUCAGAAACCCUCCCAUUCUGGAAGCCACGGAAGAUUUGACAUCGCUGUCGUAUCUGAAUGAGCCAGCGGUUUUACAUGCGAUCAAGCAGCGCUAUUCCCAAUUGAACAUCUACACAUACUCGGGUAUCGUGCUAAUUGCUACAAACCCUUUUGACCGUGUAGACCAACUUUAUACACAAGACAUGAUCCAGGCUUAUGCGGGCAAACGCAGAGGUGAGCUUGAACCGCACUUGUUCGCCAUUGCCGAAGAAGCAUAUAGGUUGAUGAAAAACGACAAACAGAACCAAACCAUUGUAGUAAGUGGUGAGUCUGGUGCUGGUAAGACAGUUUCCGCCAAAUACAUCAUGCGUUAUUUUGCUUCUGUUGAGGAGGAAAACUCCACCACUGUACAACAUCAAGUGGAAAUGUCUGAAACAGAACAGAAGAUCCUGGCCACAAAUCCUAUCAUGGAGGCAUUCGGUAACGCAAAGACCACGAGAAACGACAACUCUUCCAGAUUUGGUAAAUAUUUGGAAAUUUUGUUCGAUAAGAAUACAUCUAUCAUUGGAGCAAGAAUUCGUACGUACUUGCUGGAACGUUCCAGAUUGGUUUAUCAACCUCCAAUUGAAAGAAAUUACCACAUAUUUUAUCAGUUAAUGGCUGGGUUACCAGCGCAGACUAAAGAGGAACUGCAUCUAACAAGUGCCUCAGAUUAUUUUUACAUGAACCAAGGUGGCGACACCAAGAUCAACGGUAUUGACGACGCCAAGGAAUAUCAAAUCACAGUAGACGCAUUGACUUUAGUCGGUAUCACCAAGGAAACUCAACACCAAAUAUUCAAGAUAUUGGCAGCACUACUGCACAUCGGCAACAUCGAAAUAAAGAAAACUAGGAACGAUGCCUCAUUAUCUGCUGAUGAACCAAAUUUGAAACUCGCGUGCGAGUUGCUGGGUGUUGAUGCAUACAACUUUGCUAAAUGGGUUACCAAAAAACAAAUUAUCACAAGAUCAGAAAAAAUUGUAUCAAACCUAAACUAUAAUCAAGCCUUGGUUGCCAAAGAUUCUGUGGCCAAGUUCAUUUAUUCUGCUCUUUUCGAUUGGCUUGUAGAGAAUAUCAACACCGUGUUGUGCAAUCCUGCAGUGGACGACCAAAUAAGCUCAUUUAUUGGUGUCCUAGAUAUUUAUGGGUUUGAACAUUUUGAAAAAAAUUCAUUUGAACAAUUUUGUAUCAACUAUGCCAACGAAAAAUUACAACAAGAGUUCAAUCAACACGUUUUCAAAUUAGAACAAGAAGAAUACGUGAACGAGGAAAUAGAAUGGUCGUUUAUAGAGUUCAACGACAAUCAGCCUUGCAUUGAUUUAAUUGAAAAUAAAUUGGGUAUUUUAUCACUGCUUGAUGAAGAAAGUAGAUUACCUGCUGGUUCUGAUGAAUCUUGGACUCAAAAACUCUACCAGACUUUGGAUAAAUCUCCUUCUGAUAAAGUAUUCUCCAAACCAAGAUUUGGACAAACUAAGUUCAUCGUGAGCCAUUACGCUCUUGAUGUUACCUAUGAUGUGGAAGGAUUUAUUGAAAAAAAUAGAGACACCGUCUCGGACGGACAUUUAGAAGUCUUGAAGGCGUCUACCAACGAGACCUUGAUAAAUAUUCUGCAUGGUUUGGAAAAUGCCGCCAAGAAACUAGAAGAAGCUAAAAAGGCUGAACUGGAGCAAGGUGGCAAUAAGAAACCCGGUCCAGUGAGAACUGUUAACAGAAAACCUACCUUGGGCUCCAUGUUUAAGCAAUCUUUGAUUGAAUUAAUGAAUACCAUCAACUCGACGAAUGUACACUAUAUUCGUUGUAUAAAGCCCAAUGCUGAUAAAGAAGCUUGGCAAUUUGAUAAUCUCAUGGUUUUAUCUCAAUUGAGAGCAUGUGGUGUUUUAGAAACCAUUAGAAUAUCCUGUGCUGGGUUUCCCUCCAGAUGGACUUUCGAAGAGUUUGUAUUAAGAUACUACAUUUUGAUACCACAUGAGGAAUGGGACCUAAUUUUUAAGAAGAAGGAAACCACAGAAGAAGAUAUAAUUUCCGUAGUAAAAAUGAUUUUAGGUGCUUCCGUGAAGGACAAAUCCAAAUAUCAAAUUGGUAACACAAAGAUUUUUUUCAAAGCGGGUAUGCUUGCAUAUUUGGAAAAAUUGAGAAGUACCAAGAUGCAUAAUUCUAUUGUCACUAUUCAAAAGAAGAUUCGAGCCAAAUAUUAUCGCAACCAGUAUUUGCAAGUUUCUCAAACCAUCAAAAAUUGGCAGAGUAUUACUAAAGGUUUCAUUAUUCGUCAUCGCGUUGAUCAUGAAAUGAAAGUUGAUUCUGCAAUCUUAUUUCAAGCCGCCUAUAGAGGUCAUGCGAUCCGUGCAAAUGUGUUCAGUAUAUUGAGAACCAUCAUCAAUUUGCAGACGAAGAUUAGAAAGGAAUUAAAGCAAAAACAUCUCAGAGAAGAACAUGAAUAUAACGCUGCAGUGAAAAUUCAAAGUAGAGUCAGGACUUUUGAACCAAGAUCUAGCUUUUUGCGCACUAAAAGGGAUACUGUUGUUGUACAAUCUUUAAUCAGAAGAAGAGAUGCUCAAAGAAAAUUAAAACAACUGAAAGCUGAUGCCAAAUCGGUUUACCAUUUAAAGGAAGUCAGUUAUAAACUAGAAAAUAAAGUGAUCGAACUAACGCAAAAUUUAGCAUUUAAAGUAAAAGAAAAUAAGGAAAUGACGGAGAGAAUUAAAGGAUUACAAGUUCAAGUGGGUGAAAAUGCGAAACUUCAAGAAACUUUAGAAAACAUGAAAAAGGAGCAUUUGGUAGAUAUUGAUAACCAAAAAGCUGAAGAUAUGGAGCUACAAAAGGCCAUCGAAGGUAACUUACAAUUCACUGAGCAAAGUUUAAAAGAUGCUCAAUUAGAAUUGGAAGAAAUGGUCAGGCAACAUAAUGAAAUGAAGGAAGAAUCUAAAAAACAACUGGAAGAAUUAGAGGAAACGAAGAGUUCAUUAAUUGAGCACCAGACAUUGAACGGAGACUUGCAAAAUGAAGUUAAAUCAUUAAAAGAGGAAAUUGGCAGAUUACAAACUGCCAUAUCACUAGGCACCGUUACAACUAGCGUAUUGCCUCAAACUCCAUUGAAGGAUCUAAUGGGGAGUAGUGCUGCAAACUAUGGCAGUAUGAUGCUAGACAACUCAGACUUGUCACCCAAUGAUUUGAAUCUAAAAUCCAGAUCCACUCCAAUGUCUGGAAACAAUCACAUUGACUCAUUGAGUGUCGACCGUGACAAUGGCGCCAACGCCACACAAAUAAACGAAGAAUUAUACCGAUUACUUGAGGAUACUGAAAUUCUGAACCAAGAAAUUACCGAAGGAUUAUUAAAGGGGUUUGAGGUCCCAGAUGCUGGGGUAGCCAUUCAACUAAGCAAAAGAGACGUUGUUUAUCCAGCAAGAAUACUGAUUAUUGUCUUGAGUGAAAUGUGGAGAUUUGGUUUGACUAAACAAAGUGAAAGUUUUCUUGCUCAAGUUUUAACCACAAUUCAAAAAGUUGUCACCCAAUUGAAGGGUAACGAUUUAAUUCCAAGCGGUGUGUUUUGGUUAGCUAACGUGAGGGAAUUAUACUCAUUUGUUGUCUUUGCUUUAAAUUCUAUCUUAACCGAGGAAACAUUCAAGAACGGCAUGACCGAUGAGGAGUAUAAGGAGUAUGUUUCAUUGGUGACGGAAUUGAAGGACGACUUCGAAGCACUAAGUUAUAAUAUAUACAACAUCUGGCUAAAAAAAUUGCAAAAGCAACUCCAAAAAAAGGCCAUUAACGCCGUGGUUAUCUCUGAAUCGUUACCAGGGUUCAGUGCCGGAGAAACCAGCGGAUUCUUGAAUAAAAUUUUUGCUAAUACUGAAGAAUACACAAUGGACGAUAUCCUAACGUUCUUCAACAGCAUAUAUUGGUGCAUGAAAUCUUUCCAUAUCGAAACUGAGGUGUUCCAUGCUGUGGUAACCACUUUGUUGAAUUACGUGGAUUCAAUAUGUUUUAAUGAAUUAAUCAUGAAGCGUAAUUUCUUGUCGUGGAAAAGAGGUCUUCAAUUAAACUACAAUGUAACUAGAUUAGAGGAAUGGUGCAAGACUCAUGGGUUAACGGAUGGUACCGAGUGCUUGCAACACUUGAUUCAAACCGCUAAACUACUGCAAGUCCGUAAAUACACAAUUGAAGACAUCGAUAUCCUAAGAGGCAUCUGCUAUUCGCUAACGCCUGCGCAGUUGCAAAAAUUGAUAUCACAGUACCAGGUGGCUGACUAUGAAUCUCCAAUUCCGCAGGAAAUCUUAAGAUAUGUGGCUGACAUCGUCAAGAGGGAAGCUGCACUGUCUACAUCUGGUAAUGAUUCCAGGGGUCAUGAACAUAGCAGUGGUAUAUUUAUUACACCGGAAACAGGGCCAUUCACUGAUCCAUUCAGCUUGAUAAAGACCAGAAAGUUCGAUCAAGUGGAAGCUUACAUACCGGCGUGGUUAUCCUUGCCUUCAACGAAGAGAAUAGUUGAUCUAGUUGCCCAACAAGUCGUGCAAGAUGGCCAUUAA